Messenger RNA from Thalassophryne amazonica, 1100 nucleotides. RefSeq lists its product as uncharacterized. Bases 30 to 1073 code for a protein of 347 amino acids. The record is from RefSeq and is a predicted model, not a curated record. Lineage: Eukaryota; Metazoa; Chordata; Actinopteri; Batrachoidiformes; Batrachoididae. Gene Ontology annotation, biological process: response to bacterium. The transcript has 6 exons.
ACUCUGAAUUACCUGCAAAACACAAGAGGAUGAACUCAGAAAUGCUCCUCAGAUUUUCUGUACUGCUCAUGGUUGGAGUUGUGCAAUGUUCAGAUGAUCAGAUGUUUGAGAGAAAAACUGUCAGUGUUGGAGAAAAUGUGACUCUAACGUGUAACAUCAUAACAAAGAUCACCUUAAAUUCCUUGUUUUGGAUCAGGCUUGUUUCUGGAAAUGUGCCUGAAGUUGUAGGUGCAACAUUUUCAUUUGAACACGAGGGGCAUGAUAAUAAGAUGCCUCACAUUACAGCCAAAGUAAAGAAUGAAUUAUUUAUUCUGAAGAUUACUGAAGCAAAUCACAGUGAUACUGGGCUUUACUAUUGUACAGUUGUACAACAACUUGACAUGAAGUUCAUGAAAGGAAUACUUCUGAAAGUCAAAGGACCUGAACCUAAUGUCACUUCUGUAAUUCAAGUCUUUGCACCUGAUCGUGCCCAUCCAGGAGACCCUGUGACUCUCCAGUGCUCGGUUCUCUUUGGCACCAAACCCAAAACGUGUCCGGGUGAAGACAGCGUGUACUGGUACAGAGCUGCAUCUGAUCAGUCUCAACUCCAUGUGGUUUAUACUGACGGGAAAAAUGAUGGAAAAUGUGAGAAGAGCCCCACAAGUCAAAAAUGUAUCUACAACUUCAGGGCCUCUGAUGAUGGGACUUAUUAUUGUGCCGUGGCCACAUGCGGGCAUAUAUUUUUUGGAAAUGGGACAAAACUGGACAUUGAAGAUUCACAAGAGACCACAAAGGUUUUGUAUCUGCUGGUUGCUGCUUUGGCUACAAGUGUGACUGUUAUAAUCAUCCUAAUUUCUAAAAUCAGCAAAAAAAGGUGUCAUUUAGGGAAUGUUGCCAUUUCCCAGCAAACGCAGCUCCCAGCAACCAACGGCGAUCGUCAGAGUCAGAGAAGUGAUGCGUUGCUGGUUUACGCUGCACCAGCCUUCAACAAGAGAAAAGACUGCAAACCUGGACAAAGACAAAGGAAUGAAAGAUCUGCUGAGGUAGCUGUGACCUAUUCUGGUGUCAGAGGGUUGGUUCAGAAUAAUAAAUAAAAUAGUGCAUUUGCUUUUUUAAGUGGG